GUUGACGUAGACCGAAUACUUUGAUCUGAUUGGCUGAUUUUCAUUGUGGACCCACCCUCGCGCUGACAUUUGAAAAACCUCUCGUCGAAGAACGGUGGCGUUCUGUGGAGCUGAACAAAAAAAGGCAACAGGAUAAAACAUGGCUCCCGCGAGAAAGACCACCAGAAAUCGAAAAGUCGAUCUAAACAAACAGGCUAAACUCGCCGCCUUCUUGGAGGACUUCGACAGCGAAGUCUUGACACGACUUGGUCAGAUGGAAGAGAGGCUGAAGCAGCUGCUCAAGGACAUUGACAUUGUCUUUGAAAUGGAGGCGCUCAAACUACCAAGAGCUGUCAGGGUGAUGAACUGGCUGCAUUGGUGGAAUGAGCCAAAGCCCAAAAUUGUAGAGGAACCUGAUGCAAAGCAGAAAGCAGAGACGGCCGCCAUCAUCGAGAGUGUUGCUGCGGAGGAUCAUGCCGCCAUGCUGAAGUCACUGAAGAAAUCAACCAGGAAAAGGCGCACUGCUGCCGAUGAGAAUGCUGCCCCAGCGACGCAGAGGAAAACCAGAGCACGACCUCCGGUCUCAAAGAAGACAAAGACCCUGACGGCCAACAAGCGGAACUCUCACUUAAAAACCCCGAGCAGCAACCUGUUGAAUACCAAAAACAUGAUGGACUCCUCGAUGAUGGGUCCGACUCCACUUUUCACGCCACGUUUUGACUCCAGGCUUCUGAAAACUCCUGUUUUCCGUGUUCCUCGCCACAAAGAGAGAGUCUACAGCAUCUCCGUCAAUGGCUCUCCCAUUGAAUCGGCCAACGAGGACAUCGUCAUCAACAUCCCUGUCGGCAAUGGCGAGAGAAUGCAGCUACUGGCCAGUCAGAUUCAGUCAGGCGACCUCUCAAACUUGGACGAAACAGCCCUCAGGAGUAUCAAGCAACUCAAGAGUCGUCUGGCGACACUGUGCUGAACAGCAGGUGCAGUGUGUGUGUCAGUGGUGACGUCUUACACCGCAGUUCAACACCUAGUUACUAAAGUUUUCUUUUACCCGAAGAGUUGAGUUUUAUAUUACGUGGUGUCAUCAAUUCUUUUUCAUGCUUUUUCUUGUGUUUUAAAUGUCGUUUUUGAGAUGUAACGCCAUUUACUUCAGAAUUGUGAGUAAACUGUUCACUGUGGAUCAGCUUGUCUUC
Synchiropus splendidus (mandarinfish) is the source of this 1166-nucleotide messenger RNA. RefSeq names its product cell division cycle associated 8 (gene cdca8). Lineage: Eukaryota; Metazoa; Chordata; Actinopteri; Syngnathiformes; Callionymidae. The coding region runs from base 140 to 946 and encodes 268 amino acids. The transcript is spliced from 11 exons. Gene Ontology annotation, biological process: mitotic sister chromatid segregation. The record is from RefSeq and is a predicted model, not a curated record. Gene Ontology annotation, cellular component: chromosome passenger complex; spindle midzone; chromosome, centromeric region.